Molecule: messenger RNA, 942 nt
Organism: Acinonyx jubatus (cheetah)
Lineage: Eukaryota; Metazoa; Chordata; Mammalia; Carnivora; Felidae
Gene: ADAT2
Product: adenosine deaminase tRNA specific 2
Exons: 6
Coding region: 115-693 (192 amino acids)
Biological process (GO): tRNA wobble adenosine to inosine editing
Cellular component (GO): cytoplasm; nucleus
Molecular function (GO): zinc ion binding; tRNA-specific adenosine-34 deaminase activity
Source: RefSeq, a predicted model, not a curated record
CGUCGCCGUUCGACUUCCCUGGAAACCGCGGCUCGCGUCCGCCGCGUUCCGUCGCCGGCGCUCCGCUGCUGUUGCUUCAGCCUCGGGCGCUGAGCGCCACGGCCCGGGUGCAGGAUGGAGGCAAAGGCGGCCUCCACGCCGGCUACUGGUGGCGCCGGGUGCUCGGUGACGGCGGAGGAAACCGAAAAGUGGAUGGAGGAAGCGAUGCAAAUGGCCAAAGAAGCCCUAGAAAAUACUGAAGUUCCCGUUGGCUGUCUCAUGGUCUACAACAAUGAAGUUGUGGGGAAGGGACGAAAUGAAGUUAAUCAAACCAAAAACGCUACUCGACAUGCAGAAAUGGUGGCCAUCGAUCAGGCCCUGGACUGGUGCCACCAAAGUGGCAAGAGUCCUUCUGAAGUAUUUGAACACACCGUGCUGUAUGUCACUGUGGAGCCGUGUAUUAUGUGUGCAGCUGCUCUCCGCCUGAUGAAAAUUCCACUGGUGGUAUAUGGCUGUCAGAACGAACGAUUUGGUGGUUGUGGCUCUGUUCUAAAUAUUGCCUCUGCUGAUUUACCAAAUACUGGGAGACCAUUUCAGUGCAUUCCUGGAUAUCGGGCCGAGGAAGCAGUGGAAAUGUUGAAGACCUUCUACAAACAGGAAAAUCCAAAUGCACCAAAAUCAAAAGUUCGGAAAAAGGAAUGUCCGAAACCUUGAACUUGUUCUGAGGGAAGGCUGAUGCCCCUUGACGACAUUCUUGGACUGAAAGUUGUUGACAUCAUUGAAUCAUAUGUUCAUAUGUGCCCUCAACCCGUGGGAAAAUUAUCUCCCAUUAUUUGCUGUGUUCAGGGAACAAAUUGGCACUUUUUAAAAGUCUGACAGUUGUAGACAAUGGUUAGCUUUUCCAUAAGCUUAAAGAACAUUGUAAGAAGGGGAUAAAAAUAAAGAUUGAAAUUUUAGAAAUUA